This is a messenger RNA of Oldenlandia corymbosa var. corymbosa, 822 nucleotides long. The record is from the annotation of a GenBank genome assembly. NCBI's taxonomy places the organism in Eukaryota, Viridiplantae, Streptophyta, Magnoliopsida, Gentianales, Rubiaceae.
AUGGCUUCAUCGGAAAUGAUUGAUUCCGGGAGGAUGGGUUCAGGUGGCGGCCAGAAGUCAACUUUUGCUCAGACUUGCAGUCUGCUCAGUCAAUACUUGAAGGAAAAAAAGGGCAAUCUCGGAGAUCUCAGCCUCGGUCUUAACCGGAGUUUCGACCCUAAUACUACUAAUGAUGGUGUUCCGGCUAAGACUAUGAAUUUACUGCCCAUGAUUGAGAGAAACAGCCCCGAGGCUCCGGUUCCGGCGGCCGGUAGGAAGAUUCCGGCUAUGCCGGCGAAUCUGUUCCCUCAGCAAGCCGGUUUCGGCUCUGCUUUUCCUAAAGAAGAGGCACAAAAGAAGGCUGACUUGAGUUUGGUGAAGACCGAACCGGAAACUACAGCUCCAAUGACAAUCUUCUACGGCGGACAAGUCAUAGUGUUUAAUGAUUUUCCGGCGGAGAAGGCCAAGGAAAUCAUGCUUAUGGCCAGCAAGGGAAUUAGCUCCCUGAAUUCUGUCAACACUUUCACCACCACCAACAUGGUCCCAAGGCCCACUGUUUCUCCUCCUGCUGUUGCCCAUUCGGUUUCCCCUGCUUCCAGCUUUAUCCAACCCAGUUUUGGCCCUGAGACUAUUGCUUCAAGACGACCCCUCCAACCCAGCAGCGUUAAUGAUUUGCCCAUUGCAAGGAAGGCUUCUCUCACAAGGUUCCUGGAGAAACGCAAAGAUAGGAUCACUGCGAAAGCUCCAUACCCAGUGGGAGCUGCCUCUUCUAAGGCAGAGGAAAGCAAGGCCGCAUGGAUGGGUUUUGGUGCUCAAUAUCCAGCUCAAAUGGAGCGCCAUUGA